AUGAAGAACUUCCUUCAAUCGCAGCUCGCCGCCGACAAGACCAAAGAGGAAGGCAAGCCCAAGGACGAAAGCGACGCAAAGUCGCUUGGCAAGAUCUCCACCGAUUCGAUUGUAACGGUUGGAUAUGCCGAUUUGGAUCACGAGUACUCGAUGGUCACGGAAGAUCUGAUGCCCAGGUCCAAGCGGGAAACAACCCAGUACGCAACGCCUCUUCCCCUCACGACUCGCGCUGCCUCGCCGCCGCCCGCUGCCGCCAACAGCACUCCGGCAUCUCGAACUCCACCCUCCGUACCGGAACCCGUGGCAUCGGCACCAGUCGCGAAGACUAGCCAGUCCGACUUGCCCGACUCUGUUCGGCAGCAGCUUGAAAACACCAAGCGCACGCAAAAGCCCAAUCUGGCUGGAAUCAACACGGCCGCUGCCGCCGUAGCUGCGGCGCCGCCAGCUCAACCGGCAGAGGUGACGUACCAAGCUCGCAUGUUGUUCACGUACAUUGCCAAGAACCCGGACGAAUUGACGCUUCGACGAGGAGAAGUGGUUGAAAUUCUCGAAGAGCUCCCCGAUGGCUGGAACAAGGGUCGUGCCAACGACAGGGUUGGUUUCUUCCCCGCCAACUAUGCAUCCAAGCUGCAAUGA
Molecule: messenger RNA, 636 nt
Organism: Capsaspora owczarzaki ATCC 30864
Lineage: Eukaryota; Filasterea; Ministeriida; Capsasporidae
Exons: 2
Coding region: 1-636 (211 amino acids)
Molecular function (GO): protein binding
Source: RefSeq, a predicted model, not a curated record